This is a messenger RNA of Notolabrus celidotus (New Zealand spotty), 1885 nucleotides long. RefSeq names its product homeobox D3a (gene hoxd3a). Gene Ontology annotation, biological process: regulation of transcription by RNA polymerase II. The coding region runs from base 583 to 1797 and encodes 404 amino acids. The transcript is spliced from 5 exons. The record is from RefSeq and is a predicted model, not a curated record. Gene Ontology annotation, cellular component: nucleus. NCBI's taxonomy places the organism in Eukaryota, Metazoa, Chordata, Actinopteri, Labriformes, Labridae. Gene Ontology annotation, molecular function: RNA polymerase II cis-regulatory region sequence-specific DNA binding; DNA-binding transcription factor activity, RNA polymerase II-specific.
AAUUGGCACCAAAUUGGGUACAAGAAGGGUUGUGAGGCAGUUGUAGGGGUUUGCUGCUCUUUUGCCUUGUUGUACUGCUCCUCCUCCUUGUCAUUUGGGGAUUCUGCAAAACAUGAUAAUGUAAUAAAUCUCCCAACAAGAACAUAUCUAAUCCUCAACUUGGUUUGUCCUUCCUUACAUUCAAGUAAAAGCCAACAUGACAUCAGUUAACUGUGAUAUCCCUCUGGCCAAACAUUCAGGAAUGCAUGCUUCCAUCUGCCGGUACUACAAGAUCCCUCCUUUAACUUGCUGCACGGGCUACUUCAAUUCAUCUUUUGCAUCAAAUUCAUCAUUGAGGCCUCCUAUGAAGAGCAAAAACAGAAGGCCAAUCUGUACCAAUGUGGAACCAAUCAGCACCCACGUCUGAACUGGCAGCACAAGGUCGAGGUGGGAGCAGUGAUGAAUGCGUGAGGGAUAUAAAGGAGAUUUACGCAGAUUUCGGUCACAGACUGGAGCAACGGUGGGAAACACCAAUCACUUGAAUAAACCCCAUCAAUGCCAUUGGAUCCAGUCGCUCUGGCUUAUUGGCUCUGAACACCCAAAAUGCAGAAAGCAACGUACUACGAUAACUCUGGACUCUUUGGAGGUUACACUUACCCCAAACCUGACUCUUACAACUACGGCCCUGCUCACCAAUCCUACAGCACAUCUAGCAUCGAGACUGACUAUCAGAGCCCAGUAUGUCCCAUUCAGUCCCCCUCUGUCCGGCCCCCGACCCUAAAAGACAGUGACCUGAACGGGGACUGCAUGCGCCAAAGUGGCAGUCAAAGCAGCAGCAGCAGCAGCCAGGCUACCAGUAUAGGGGAGCAGCAGGCACCUCCAUUGUCCGCAUCCUCUCCCAGCUCCAAUGGAUCUGCAUCCAACAAGAAGAAAUCUCCAUCCAACAGUGGAUCCAGCUCUGCGACACCAGUUCUCACCAAGCAGAUCUUCCCCUGGAUGAAAGAGACCCGUCAGAACGCAAAGCAGAAGGGCAACAACUGCGCGGCUGCAGGUAGAGAUGAUGGAGACCCCUGUGGGGAGGUGAGUGAUGAGAAGAGCCCACCGGGUCCAGCCUCUAAACGGGUCAGAACUGCGUACACCAGCGCACAACUGGUGGAGCUGGAGAAGGAGUUUCACUUUAACCGCUAUCUGUGUCGCCCUCGGAGAGUGGAAAUGGCCAAUCUGUUGAACCUCACCGAGCGCCAAAUAAAGAUCUGGUUUCAAAACCGGAGGAUGAAAUACAAAAAGGACCAGAAAGCUAAGGGGCUCGCGCACUCUCCCCUGGGGCACUCCCCUGAUAGGAGCCCGCCGCUGAGUGGCCCAAAUCACAUUGGAUACUCUGGCCAGCUCCAAAACAGCCUCAGCUAUGACGCGCCCUCGCCCCCAUCCUUCGCCAAACCCCAGCAGAACAUGUACGGUUUGGCUGCGUACACGGCACCCUUGGGUGGCUGCAUCCCCCAGCAGAAGAGAUACCCGGGUUCCGAGUAUGAACACCACGGCAUGCAGAGCAACGGCGGCUUUGCCAACGCGAAUUUGCAAGGCAGCCCCGUUUACGUGGGGGGGAAUUUUGUUGAUUCCAUGCCAGCCUCGGGCCCCAUGUUCAACCUGGGCCACCUUCCCCACCCGUCAUCCACCAGCGUGGACUACAGCUGUGCCGCUCAGAUCCCCGGGAACCACCACCAUGGACCCUGUGAUCCCCACCCCACGUACACAGACCUCACAUCUCUCCAAGCGUCUCAGGGAAGGAUUCAGGAAGCGCCUAAACUCACGCAUUUGUAAUAUGUGGUUCCUGUGUGUGUGUGUGUGUGUGUGUGUGUGUGUGUGUGUGUGUGUGUGUGUGUGUGUGUGUGUGUGUGUGUGUGCGCGC